Tarenaya hassleriana is the source of this 1028-nucleotide messenger RNA. RefSeq lists its product as uncharacterized. The record is from RefSeq and is a predicted model, not a curated record. Bases 232 to 837 code for a protein of 201 amino acids. Lineage: Eukaryota; Viridiplantae; Streptophyta; Magnoliopsida; Brassicales; Cleomaceae. The transcript is spliced from 6 exons.
AUAAAAAAUAAAGCAUUAAGGGGAAAAAAAGCAAUAAAAAAAGGAAAAGGCUUAGAACGGCCGGUGAAACAAUCCCGCUUUCCAGAAGAGAAACCACAUCGGAAGAAGAGAAAACGGACACAAAAAAGCUUCGCACCCCAUUUUCUUCACCGCGAACUCCUCCGAUUUCGGCAUCUUCCAACUGUCAACGAUUGGAGCGGACGAUAUUUCUGUCGGAAUUUUGGGUUUUAGAUGGAGAGGAGCGAGGAAGACGAUCGACCCGUCGCCGGAGCCUCUUCUUCAGGAUCCCUAAGAUCGAGGCUCAGAAACAGAGCAGACCCUUUCCUCGUUGUUUGCAAAUGCUUCAGCUUUGUCACCUCUCUUAUAGCGAUCCUCUGCGUUGUCGUCAAUGUUCUUGCCGCCGUUCGCUCCUUCAGGGAUAGUCACGAUAUAUUCGAUGGAAUCUUCAGAUGUUACGCUGUGUUGAUUGCUUGUUUUGUUGUUCUUGCGGAGACAGAAUGGGGUUUCAUCCUCAAGUUCUGGAAGGUAUUGGAGUACUGGGCUGGUCGAGGAAUGCUUCAGAUUUUUGUUGCUGUGAUGACAAGAGCUUUCCCUGACUACAUGGCUCAGAAGAAAGAUCUCUUGGUUCUGCAGAACAUUGCCAGCUACAUGCUCCUCUCUUGUGGUUUCGUCUAUGUUGUAUCGGGGCUUUUAUGCAUCGGCUUUCUGAAGCGUGCACGGCAGCAGAAGGAAAUUUCAAGGGAACAAGCCAUCAAGGACCUCGAGGACAUAGAACGCCGCAGGGAAGAACUCGAGCAAUUGCUCCUUCAACGGCAGGGUAGAGAUGAUGAUGCCUGAUCUUCCUCUCUGAGAAAAAGAUCAUUAUGUAUGUGAUAGGAUUGUGUUUGCUCACUCUGUUUCAUCCUGCCUAGGGUUGUUGCUGCUUAGGUUGUUCUUUUUCUUGUUUCCUGUUCAAAAGCUUGAUUCUUUUUUUUUUCAAUCACAUAGCAAGAAAACAUCGAGAGAUUCACGAAAUCUGUUUGCAUCCA